AUGUCAGAAGACUAUGAAACAUACAAGCUCUGGCGAAUCAAAAAAACUAUACUUAAAAUGUGUCACGACAGAGGCUAUCUUGUUAUGCAGAAGGAAUUAGAUCAAACGUUGGAGGAAUUUAAGGAAGCCGUAGGUGACCCGCCUAGUCGCAAGGACUUGCUAAUGGUUGUCAACCAUGAAGAAGAUCCCGCCGACAUGUUGUAUGUUUUUUUUCCUGAGGAAGAAAAAGUCAAUAUGAAAACCAUCCGUGCCUAUGUCGAUCAAAUGCAGCAGGAUCACACAUAUAAGGCUAUACUAGUACUUCAGGAGCGUGGUCUUACUCCGGCAGCCAAAACCGCUAUCGCUGAAAUGGCUCACAAGUACACUCUUGAGUCUUUUUAUGAAAAUGAGCUAAUGGUAAAUAUAACCGAGCAUCAGUUAGUACCACAACACAGUGUGCUUACCACUGAGGAAAAGAAGGAACUCCUUGAUAGAUACCGUCUGAAAGAAAGCCAGCUUCCAAAAAUGCAGGCAAGUGAUCCUGUUGCCCGGUAUUACGGGUUGAAGCGCGGUCAAGUGGUACGAAUAAAUCGUCCGUCAGAGACCGCUGGUCGUUACAUUACGUACCGCAUUGUAGUAUGA
Mesocestoides corti is the source of this 621-nucleotide messenger RNA. The record is from the annotation of a GenBank genome assembly. NCBI's taxonomy places the organism in Eukaryota, Metazoa, Platyhelminthes, Cestoda, Cyclophyllidea, Mesocestoididae.